AUGUUCGCAGAAGAGCAUAAUCAUACCUGGCAGUGGGUGUCCAUCAACUUCAAUCCCAUCGUCUCCGCGACACCACAUUUACCUAGCACAGGCGACAUACCUGACUCUGGUCAGCUGUCUACCUUUCUUCCCACACAAUUGGGCAUUAUUUCACAAAAAGACACUGGAAUCCCAUGCAGAGUCCAUACUUCCACUAUCUUCCUUAAUGUUGGAGUAGCUCUCAAGGAUGUCACCUCUUUGGCUGACAAUCUGAGUUGCUUUCGCUCAUUCAACUUGGCCUUGCAUUAUAUGCACAAAGCAGGCUGGGUCCAUCGCAAUUUCAGUGUCAGGAACACAAUUUGGGUUGGGGGUGUGGGGAAGUGGGGUGACUUCGAGUACACAAAAGAGAUAGAUUCAAACACUUCUAAUGAUGGAACAAUGCAUUUCAUGGCAGUGGAAGUAGAAAGCCAGAAUUACCUUUUCUUCCCACGUCAUGCACGCCAUCUGGACCAACUUUCAAUUUGCAUGAAUUUCCUGCACAACAUUGAAUCCAUAUGGUGGGCAUUUACCUGGAUUUUAUUUUAUCACACGGACACGAAGAUGGUGAACACUGACCAUUCCUUUGAUGCACAUGCUCAGUUGAAAGAAUACCAAGUGGCCUUCCCUGGUUUCUUCGGCCAGACAUCACGCCGGGACUUCUUCCUCUACACUGGAUGA
Molecule: messenger RNA, 696 nt
Organism: Suillus paluster
Lineage: Eukaryota; Fungi; Basidiomycota; Agaricomycetes; Boletales; Suillaceae
Exons: 3
Coding region: 1-696 (231 amino acids)
Source: RefSeq, a predicted model, not a curated record